AUGCACAAGACUGCUGCAGCUUUCAGGAAGGAGGCUAAUGUCUGCGGCACCCCUGUUGGUAGUACUUUCGCUGAUCAAAUGCCUCUGCUUUACGCUUAUUUGUUUUCAUUGAAUGAAUUCAUUAAUACUCCCGACGGAUUCUUACAUGAAUGGUGGUCUUUAUUUCACGACGUAUAUGCCGCCAGGGAAUUGAAGCAUCAAGAGGCGAAGGCAGAAGCAUCUCUAGUUAAGGCUAUGCAAACGAGAGAGAAUGAAGGACAAAAUGAACGUCCAAGAGUGACACACAUAGCAACAAACAAACAGAGGCCUCCACAAUUUGAUAAGGGUACUAGUUCAAGAAGGCAGUCUACUGGAGAUUUUUAUCCCAGUUUACAUCCAGUUGAUGUCAAUAAAUUGAAUGUCUCAAAGCCGGUUACAAUCAAUUCAAGAAGUGUGGGAAGAGGAAGGAAAAGAUUGAGGACAUGGGUGAUUACUGUUGAUUGGCUUUGUCUAAAUCCAGUGCUUUUUUUUUCUUCUUUUACUGACAUUCUCCAUUCCUGUGUCAGUCAUGUGCUGCAACAAUUUCCCAAUCACCCUCAACAGCAGGCGGAGGACAACAGAAAUGUCAUUAGCUUGGGCAGGACCAUCAGCAUGGACCGUACGCUUUAUGGAUUGAGUAGUGCCAUACGCCCAGUAACUGGAGCUCAGGAUGCAGGCAUGGUUGUAGUCAAUCCUGGAACAUGGCAUGUAUUAAACUCAGCUUUGCAAGCCCCAAACCUUCAGCAGCAGAUUCAGACAUUGACAGCAGAACAUCAGCAUCCGGUUUUGGGUCAGAUGAUUGGCCAAUGGAGACCAACUGCUGCGUACCAACACCAACAUGAUUGGCCUCAGCAGCAGCAGUUACUAGAGAAUGACAGAAAGAGGAGGACAGCACCAUUUUUGAGAGCUGGAGGCAUCCCUUUGGGUGAUAUGAAUGCUAAUGAAGAAAUACCUGUGGAAGCAAAUGCUGAAUCUUUCUUGUCCUAUGGUGAUGACAAUGCUGAUGGUACAAACACUACUUUCAGAUUUAUAAAACGUAGAGCUACAGCUUGCAACAAAAAUGAACAAAAAGGCUUCACAUUUGAAGAAGUUGGUUCUCUCCACUCAAGCAAAUCCAAGGUUCUAUGCUGCCAUUUUUCAUCGGAAGGGAACUUGUUAGCUAGUGCAGGGCAUGAAAAAAAGGUUCUGAUUUGGAACAUGGAAACCUUUGAUUUUGAUAAAACUUCAGAAGGGCAUUCUCUUCUCAUUACAGAUAUACGGUUUCAACCAAAUUCAACAAUUUUUGCAACAUCUUCAUUUGAUAAAACUGUGAAGAUAUGGGAUGCAGCAAGAUCGAGCAAAUCAUUAUCCAAGCUUUUAGGGCACUCUGGACAAGUAAUGUCAUUGGAUUUCCACCCACGGAAGGUCAAUCUCCUUUGUUCAUGUGAUAAUAAUGAUGAAGUCCGACUGUGGGAUAUCAACCAAUGUACUUGCACAAGCAUCUUUAAGGGAGCAACUAAACAAGUCAGAUUCCAGCCUCAAUUUGGAAAAAAUUUGGCCACUUCAUCAGGAAAUGGUAUCAAUGUAUUUGAUGUUGAGACUGGGAGUCUCAAGUUUUCCUCGAAGGGAUCCGGACAUGUCAAAGAUGUUGUUUCACUUUGCUGGGAUACCAGUGGGAAGUAUCUUGCCUCUGUUAGUGAAGACAGUGCAAGAGUUUGGUCUGCUGCGUCAAACGGAAAAUGGAUACAUGAACUGAAAUCAAAUGGCAAUAAAUUCCAAUCAUGUACAUUUCAUCCUGGAUAUCCACUACUCUUGAUCAUUGGUGGUUACCAGUCCCUGGAGUUGUGGAAUCCAAGUGAGAGCAGCAAAACAUUGACAGUUCCAGCGCACAAGGGGCUAGUUGCCGCACUGGCAGAAUCCCCAAAGACUGAAAUGGUUGCCUCAGUGAGCCAUGAUCAGUGUGUCAAGCUAUGGAAAUGA
Prunus armeniaca (apricot) is the source of this 1977-nucleotide messenger RNA. NCBI's taxonomy places the organism in Eukaryota, Viridiplantae, Streptophyta, Magnoliopsida, Rosales, Rosaceae. The record is from the annotation of a GenBank genome assembly.